Molecule: messenger RNA, 2049 nt
Organism: Homarus americanus (American lobster)
Lineage: Eukaryota; Metazoa; Arthropoda; Malacostraca; Decapoda; Nephropidae
Product: facilitated trehalose transporter Tret1-like
Exons: 5
Coding region: 414-1865 (483 amino acids)
Biological process (GO): transmembrane transport
Cellular component (GO): membrane
Molecular function (GO): transmembrane transporter activity
Source: RefSeq, a predicted model, not a curated record
CCCCACCUCCACCCCUGAACAGGCCAAGCGACUUUACUGUUUCAUUUUUUGUCAAAAGUUAAAAAAAAAACAACAACAAUUGAAUUACUACGUGACUGUAUCAUUACUGAUAAACAAGAAGAAGAAGAAGUAAGUAACUCUAUAUUCAUUGCAACACUAUAAAUAAUAAGUAACUUACAAGUACUAACUGUCUACUUAUACUGUUUUAAUAAAUGUGUUGAGGUGAGAUGUUAAUUAUUUGGUUGACACAAGUAGCUAUAGAGAGAUGCUGUACACUGAGGGUUUUCUCAAUAUUCAGGAUAUUGUUAUGAAAGUAAUUUGAUUUUAUUCUGUGUUGUGCGACCUUCUACAGCAGUCCCACGUGUCUCCCUCCUGCAGUUGGUGGUGAACUUACACCAGCUGAGUCAGGGAGGAUGAGUGAGUCAACACCGUGUGAGCCACGAUGCUGGGGCGCCAUAAUCCGACAGGUCGCAUGCGCCUUGGUGGUGUCGUCUACGAUGCUACACGUCGGCUUGGUAAUGGGAUGGCCUGCAGUGUUGCCAGAACUACAGGCUGACAACACCACUGCCUUCAACCUUACCGACAAUGAUGUCAAGUGGCUGGUAUCGAGCACCGGCCUGGCGGGGAUGGCGGGAAACCUGUGUGCUGGGACGCUGAUGGAGACCUUGGGUCCUCGACGACUGCUGACGGUGCUGCUGCUGCCUGCCACUGUAUUCUGGUUAUUGCAAGCCUUUACCCCGUCUCUGGCCAUGAUAUACGUGGGUCGCCUGGGGGGGUCCAUGCUGGCUAGCAUCAUCACUACUAUCACUUGUCCUCUCCUGGCCGAGCUGUUGGAGCCUGACUACCGUGGUCUGCUGUGCUCCCUGCCAGAACUUAUGGUGUCUGCUGGUCUGCUGCUGGGCUAUCUGCAGGCUCAUCAGCUCUCCUGGCAGGUGGCUACAGCGGUGUCUGCUGUGCCUCUUCUGCCACUCUGUCUGCUGACGCUUGCUGUGCCAGAGUCUCCGUUUUGGUUGGUGCGUCGAGGUCGGAUUCAGGAGGCCGAGAGGUCCUUACGUAAGAUCCGGGGAUCCACCAGAUACAGGCAGAAGGACGAACUGCCUCAGAUACGCAGGAGCAUUCAGGAACAUCCCCAGACCACUGUUAAAGACCAGGUGAAGCAGCUAUGGGCGGCUCAUCACCUCAAGCCGGUGGGGUUGUUGGUGGCGGUUUUCACCCUGAGGGAGCUUGGAGGCCAGUAUGCCGUCUUCUCCUAUACCAUCUACCUCUUCCAGUAUGCGGGUUUGCAUCUCGACGCCUUCACCUGCACUAUCCUGGUGGGUGUGGCUCGUCUUGUGGCCACCGGCGUGUCUGCUAUUUUCUUAGAUAGAAUCGGGCGUCGACCUCUCUUGAUCACUACCAGUGUUGGCUGUGCCGUCUCAGCUGCCAUCGGUGGUGUCUUUCUCCUGGUGGAUAUACAGGGGUCGUCAUGGAUACUUCUGGCUGCCGUCCUGGUAUUCGUUCUGUCCUAUGGGUUGGGUGUUGGUCCCAUACCUUGGGUGUUGCUGGGCGAGCUGCUCCCUACUCCAGUCAGGUCGAUUGGGGCAUCCAUUACCACCUUCUUCUUUGCUUUGAUGUUGUUUCUGGUGGGCUUCGUGUUCCCAGAGUUGGCGAGGUUAGCGGGCACUGGGGGAAGCCUCUUGGUCUUCGCUGCUUUCAACUCUAUUAUGGCGGCAGUUGUGUGGAUCUUCUUGCCAGAGACAGGUGGCUGCUCCCUCCACCAGCUGCAGGGAAUGUUCAGCAUUACACCACCUGUGCGUCCACUACUUGAUGUCACCACCAUAACUGACUCUCAAGAGGAGACACCAAGCUUGGACCAGCCAUCCUAGUGAGCCACACACCCCUCAUCAUCUCUACUAAUAUACAGUACUACUAACCCGCCAUGGUGGUUCAUAUAUCUCACUACAUUAUACCCAUAUAACUAAUCCAUUAUUACUCCAAAUAUUGUAAAGUUAUUAGUAUAAUUUGUGUACUAAUGUCUGUAGAAUUUGUUAAUUAAAAAUACAGACAUUU